GUGGCGCAGUCUUCGCAUUGCCCAACCCGACAUUGCCUGCAGAUGCACCCCCACCAGCAUUUGACACAGCCACCGUACAAUGUGCCCCCGGAAGGAUACAAGGACGCAACCGACGGCACUCCCCACAUGAUGUUCGACCACCACACACAUCGUUAUGUGUACGAAGACCAAGUGCCCCACCACAGCCACCACCUCCAACAGCACGUGCUACAUCCACACGUCGACAUGGGCCAGUGGCCGCAGCCCAGCCCUCACCACGAUUAUCCACACGACCCAGACGCGACGCCAUGGAGAGCCACGUACCAACCGCCUCUGGCAUAUUCCACCAUGCCCGAGUCGACAAACUCUGCUGACUAUUUCCACCAAGCACCACAACUCGACGACCGACACUACCCUCACUUGACUGCGCCCUACACGAUAAUACCAUGCGCCGUUCCCAUGUUGCCUCCGUCGUUGCCAUCCCAUCUCGACUCUGGGCGGUCGUUGCCGUUUGUCGCAAUGUCGUCGGCUGUUGACUUUGCCUCGUCCGUCGAUCCCAUGAAGCCAAGCGUUGUCAACUUCGUCAACGUGCAGCCACCACCCGACUACGUCGAAGUGCCAAAUCAAUGCCUCGAACGAGAUUGCAUGGCAGUCAUACGAUAUCGGGGCUACUGCAAAUUGCACGGCGGGGCUCGAAAGUGUUGCGUUGUGUCGUGUACCAAAGGCAUUCAAGGGCGCAAUCGAUGCAUUGCACAUGGCGGGGGCAAGCGAUGCCAGCACACAAACUGCGUCCGCGCUGCCCAGUCGCAUGGUCUUUGCAAGUCCCAUGGUGGCGGAACACGCUGCAAAUUCCACGGGUGCCCCAAGACGGCCCAGGGUGGGGGUUUCUGCCGAAUGCACGGUGGUGGUCGCAAAUGCAAGUGGCCGGGGUGUACGAAUAGCGCCCAGAGAGAAGAAUUGUGCGCGAAACACGGCCAAAAACGGAUCUGCAGCGUCCUGGGAUGCGAUCGAACCGACCGUGGCGGCGGGUUCUGCAUGAAUCAUCGCAAGGACAAGAUAUGCUGCAUUGUGACUUGCACCCGCCUCAUCGCCACGACUGCUUUUGCCGGCCAAGCGACCAUGUGUGCCCACCACGUGUCGGAGCACGUCGCCGCCACGACAGACCCGCUGCCGUUCUCGCUCGGCGACGGGGCCAACUCGCAAAUGAGCCAUGUCAUCAUCACCAACCAUAACGUUGGUUGA
Messenger RNA from Aphanomyces invadans, 1221 nucleotides. RefSeq lists its product as hypothetical. The record is from RefSeq and is a predicted model, not a curated record. Lineage: Eukaryota; Oomycota; Saprolegniomycetes; Saprolegniales; Verrucalvaceae. The transcript has 4 exons. The coding region runs from base 43 to 1221 and encodes 392 amino acids.